Molecule: messenger RNA, 1680 nt
Organism: Synchytrium microbalum
Lineage: Eukaryota; Fungi; Chytridiomycota; Chytridiomycetes; Synchytriales; Synchytriaceae
Exons: 9
Coding region: 1-1680 (559 amino acids)
Source: RefSeq, a predicted model, not a curated record
AUGAGCUUUCGAUCUCUGCGGAACUUUCGCAGAUUGGGCUAUGGAGCUGUUGCCAUCGGAUCCUUCUUUGUAGCUGAUAACACGUUGAAUUACUCGACGUUUACAAGAGAUCUGCGCACUCUUGUAGCUGGCGCCAUCUUGUCGGUCGAUUAUAAACUGAACUUUCAGCCUGGUGAAGGUCGUGUGGAAGGAGUGCACCAAAGAGCGAGUAAACUGAUCUUGGACACCUGUUUGCAGAAUGGAGGAUUAUUUAUCAAAUUCGGACAACAAAUCGCUUCGCUCAACCACGUUCUCCCACCGCAAUACGUACAGACCUUCAAAGUCUUGUAUGAUGAAGCUCCACAUGUCGAUUAUGCAGCCGUGGAGAAGAUUUUCAAGGAGGAAUUCAACAAGACACCACUUGAAAUGUUUGCCACGUUUGAUGAAGUGCCCAUAGCUUCUGCCUCCAUAGCGCAGGUUCAUAGAGCAACGCUACAAGAUGGAACACAACUAGCUGUAAAAGUACAGAAGCCCUACAUUAAAGUCCAAAUGUACUGGGACCUGCAAACAUACAAACUCCUGGUUUUCCUAUUCGAGAAGCUAUUCGAUAUACCGCUGUACUGGAGCGCAGACUAUAUAAUUCAGCAAGUGAAAAAGGAAGCAGAUUUCAUCAAUGAGGCAGCAAAUGCCGAGAAAUGUAAAGCACAAAUCCUACAAGAACCGAGAUUGAGAGAACGAGUACAUGUUCCUAAAGCAUACCAUGAUUUAACGUCAACAAGAGUGUUGACUGCUGAAUGGAUUGAGGGUGUUAAGUUUGGUGACGUGGCAAGGUUGAAAUCUGAAGGAUAUGACGUGGAAGAGACCAUGACUACAUGUGUCGAGGUCUUUGCUGAUCAGAUAUUCAAGAGUGGAUUUGUACAUUGUGAUCCACACGUCGGCAAUAUGCUGGUCAGGCGGCAUCCGCAAACCAAGAAACAGCAGUUGGUUCUCUUGGAUCAUGGAUUGUAUGUACAAGCAGAGGACGUGUUUCGACAUAAUUACUGUUUGUUUUGGAAGUCUCUAUUCACUGGAGACAUUCCGAGCAUGGAGAGAAUAGCGCAGAGUUGGGGUAUAAGAGAUGUACAGAUGUUGGCUAGCUCGACACUGCAAAGACCAUGGUCACCAGGCAAAACAAUACACAGUGGAGAUCAACGGCCGAGUGCGAAAGAACUUUUCGACAUGCAAGUGCAGGCGAAGGAACGAGUGAAACAUUUCAUGAAAGAUACAGAGCUGCUCCCAAAAGAACUAAUCUUUAUCGGCCGAAACCUGAAUCUAGUCAGGUCCAACAACAAGAACUUUGGAUCACCUGUGAAUAGAGUCAACAUCAUGGCCGAUUGGGCUGUUAGAGGACUCGGAGACUCAUGGUCAUUGUGGGAUCGCAAUAUGAAGUUAUCGAAUGACAAUUCGAAAGCACUAGUAGCAUCUCGUCAAUCAAACACUAUUGGAUUCUUUGUUGUCUCAAGGAUGAAUUAUUAUCUGUUCAAGUCGAGCUUGUUUGUUGCAUCGACAGUCUUUUACUUUCAGCGCUGGCUACAAUUCAUCCGUGGUCAGAUAUGGGGGAAUCCUGGUGCAGGGUUUGAGGACUUGCUAGAUCAAGAGAUGAGAGUUGCGUUGGAAGCACAGUUUGGAAUCAAGAUUGAUCCCAGUGCAUUUGACGCCUAG